UAUAGCUGCAUUCAAUUAAUCAGAUAAUUUCACAGAAGCCAGGACAAAGUCGUUACCAAUAUUGUCUACGAUUUCUUUCUGCUGGAUAAAGCAUGUCUAAUUUUUCUGUAUGUUCAUGCAUAAGUCUGCCAAGUGGCAUUUGCUGAACGUGAUCACCUUGUGAAAUGUGGCUUCAGUUUAUGGACAUCACAAGGUGCAUGCAUAUCCCAAGGAAUUCAGCAUAUGGGAGUGGAACAUCUGGGUGAAUAUUUUUUGCUUGAUGUUUGUCAGAAUUGCAUUUUUACAACCAUUUCCUCAUCAUUGCCGGUUUUGUCACUGACAGUGUAUGAUAUGGAGACCUACUGGAAGAACAAGAGCUCUAGUAUCUUGGAAACCCUUCGGUUCUAUCCUAUGGCCCUACCCCAGCAUGAAUCAUGCAGCCAUGAACUACUGUAUUCACUGGCUUACAACUUCCUGGUAGUAACGAUGCUUGUGUUGAACAUGAACCAUGAAGCAAAGCAACCUGAUCAUCUGCCAGUUGCUGUUUGGUUUGAGGAGUUCUCGCUAGUAAGGUGGUGCCUCUUGCGCUGGGUAAAAAUGUUUCCUACGAUGGAGAGAAUGGACAAUAAUCCACAUAUUAUCCAUUUGGUGAUUGGAUUGGAAAUCCUCAAACCUUGGCUGUCAAUAUUUGUGGCAUUUGGAAAAUUACCUGUCUUCAUGCCCUUUCAAGCACGUCCUGGGCAAUCUUGAGACCCAUCUUAUUGGUCUCAGUUGAGUGACUGAAAACUAUUCUACCAGCCUGUGGUUUUUUCGGAAAAUAAGGCCCCACCCCGGCUCCACAUUUUAUAUAUGAAACCAAACAAACCACGGACUACCAGCCUGUGGUAUGUGGGUUCAUUCUACUAUAAAGAUUAUGGGAAAGGUUAUUGUGCAGACGUUCCCUAGGAGGGCAUGGCAAAACAAACCUUUUUUUAUGGCAAUUUAUGUUGUCACGAGGAUGACAAAUUCCUUCAGGAAGCAUGGCAAAUUCUGACAAAAAACUGAACUCGGCGGAUAUGCCAUGCUUGCUGAAGAGAUUUGCCAGCCACAGACAGCACAAAUUGCCAUGAAAAUCAUUCGCAUUGCCAUGCCUCGCAGCGAACGUUCGCUUGUUCUAGCGGUCCAAGUUUAUUGCUUAUGAAGUUUGUCAUUGCUAUUAAAACAUGGAGGACAUGCUCGAGUAGCCAUACCCGACUCUAUUUCUUGUAUCAUGGUUAGGUGCUCCAGUUGAUUUUCUUUGUGCUUGAGGUGCAUUUCUCUACUGUCUCCAC
Molecule: messenger RNA, 1289 nt
Organism: Triticum dicoccoides
Lineage: Eukaryota; Viridiplantae; Streptophyta; Magnoliopsida; Poales; Poaceae
Exons: 3
Coding region: 223-729 (168 amino acids)
Source: RefSeq, a predicted model, not a curated record